GUGUCAUAAAAUUCAUUAUAUUGCUAUUUUAUGGAAAUCUAAUAUUUAAUUUCGAUUUGGCUUUUUCACUUGAUGGAGAUAAAAACUCGACGUUCUACGUUACGUAUGAUGAACAUAUAAUCGAUCUUAAGUCUAAUCACUCUUUACCUAAAGUAGUGCCAACAGAAUACUCUGUUGAGCUAACAUUAGAUACAGAAAGAAAUAUUUUUUAUGGGAUAUGUAAUAUUAGCAUUACAGUUCAUAAAAUAAUACAAGAAAUAAAAUUGCAUUCAAUGAAUUUAAAUAUAGAAUCAAUUCAACUGCUUACCAUUGAUGAUUAUUCAAAAAUAUAUGUGAUACGUGAUGCUUCAUAUAAUCUUCUAAGAACUAUGAAGAAACUAUAUAUAUUUUUCCAUAAUUAUAUAUUAUUACCUAGUGAUUAUAUUUUAUACAUAACAUUUAAAGGUGACAUUGCUAAUAUCGACAAUGACAUCGGAGGCUUUGUCAAAAUCCCAUAUCAAAAUGAAGAAGGAGAUAAAAAAUGGUUUAUCACAACACAUAACUCGGCGACUGGAAUACGACGCCUAUUUCCAUGUUGGGAUAAGCCAGGACAAAAGGCUAAUUUUAGCAUUACCAUAAAGCAUAAAAAAAAUUACAAAGCUUUUUCUAAUAUGGCUUAUUCUCCUACAUCUACAUUAAAUGAACACAUGGAUAUAAUCGAGUCACACUUUGAGACAACUUUUGAAAUAGCCCCUUACCUCAUAACAAUUAUCUUAUUCGAUAUGAACGACUAUUUCUUUAUUUGUUCUCCAGACAGCCAAUUCAAAUUGUUGAGUAGGAGACAGGUGAUAACAGAUCAAACUUUUGCAUUUAAUUUAAUUAACAAUAUUACAUAUAGCAUUGAGAAGCAAUCGCAACUACAACAAGGAUCUUUAUCAGGAAUUCACUUUGCGAUCCCAGGUUUGAAAAGUGAUGGUGUGGAUAAAUUCGAUGUUGUAAUUCACAGAGAAGAAGAUAUCAUUUAUAAUAAAAAGAUAGAUCCCGUUGCGCAUAAAAUGGAAAUAUCGCGUUUAAUAGGACGUAAAAUAGUUAGUAAAUUCUUCAGUAAGAUCAAUCCAUCAAGUUGGGCUUACAUGUGGAUAAACAACGGUCUUGCUAUGCUAUUUGGAAUGUAUAUGCUCAAUAAGACUCUUCCAAAUGCUCGACCGUUAGAUUUGUUUGUGGUUCAAAUUCAACAAGAAUCUCUCCGUUUUGACGAUCAACAUAUUAUAUCUUCUCUUCAAGAAAUAACAAGAAAUGACAUAAGUUAUGUCCAAUUCUCUUUUGCCUAUUACAUGAAAGCACCUUGUAUAUUGCGUAUGCUACAGCAUGUAUUAGGCGAACAAAUUUUUCAAGAGAGUAUUUUUGAAUACUUGAGAAAACAGACAGGUGAUCUGAAUGAUUUCUGGGAUGUUAUACAAUUAACGUAUGAAUCAAAAAUAACAUUGAAAAGUAAGGCAAUGAAUGUGAAAUACAAGAUGGAUUCUUGGAUAGAAGAAGAACAAUAUCCUGUUAUUAACGUGACUAUAAAUUACAAAUUGAAAUUUCUCCAAUUUAAAAUAGAAAGAGAUAGAAAGAAAUGGAAUAUACCUGUGACAUAUAUUAUAUCACAUUUUGAGAACAGGUUUAAUUACUCAUACUAUCAACCACAGUUUUGGCUAGACAAGCGAUCGGAUAUCAAAAGUUUAACUGAACUUAAUAAAGAUGAUUUGGAAACUAUGUGGAUAAUAGUCAAUCUACUACAGACUGGAUAUUACCGUGUAAAUUAUAAUAAAGAAAAUUGGUUAAGAAUCGCACGCUAUCUGAAGUCCGAGAACUAUACAAAAAUUCCUGUUCUCAAUCGUGCUCAAAUCAUCGAUGACGCGUUUCAUUUCGUGACAUCAGAUCAACUAGAAUCUUCUGUAUUUCGGGAACUUAUAAGCUAUCUGUCGCAGGAAACAGACUAUGUAGCAUGGUAUCCUAUGUUUAAAGCUAUUGAACGCAUGUCAUAUAUUAUACCAUUUCAUGGCUCUUUCGUAAACAUUAAUUUCAAGAAUAUACUGAAGUCACUACGUUCACUUCUUCAAAAAAUUGGAUACAGGGAAGAUCCUGACGAGAACGAUUUUACUAAAUGUUUAAGGCAAGAAGCUGCAAAAUGGGCAUGCCUUCUUGGCGACGACGAAUGCAAGAAGAAAGCUUUAGAUAACUUGAAAUGGCAUUUAGAAGAUCAGACAAAUUAUAAACUUUUACCAUGGUGGAGAAAAUGGACCUAUUGUAAUGGUUUGUCGAUAGCAGAUGGUGUUUUAGACCAUAAAUUUGACAAAAUUUUAAUCACCAAAGAUACCAAAUUACCAGAAUUUUUAUCUUGCUCUAAUAAAACUUCUAGCAUGAUAUCUUUCCUUAUCGGUGUAACAGAUACAAAAGAUCUAAAACAUCUAGAUUUUCUUAUUAGUAAUUCUAGAUUUUCAGAAUAUGCUUCACGAACGAAUUAUAUUAGAAAUCACAUUAGUAUAUUCUUUAAUUUUGUUCAGAGACAUGCAAAUGAUUCAAUUCACCUGAUAUUAACUAAUAUUGACUCCAUCAAACCCAGAAUAAUUGAUACACUUGUAGCAUUAGUUUGUAUCAUAAAUAACGUCUAUUCUGAUCAGUCCCUUGUUCAGAUAACAGAAUGGCUACAAAACGACUCUUCAUUAUAUUUGAUGGUUAAUUUUUUUAAUGAUAUUGAAGAGAAAAUAAACUUACGCUCGCUUGAAAUCAAGAAUCACAUAUCUUCUUACGCUAAUACAUAUGCAUAUAUAUAGAGUUUCUUUUUUUCUUAAUUUAAAUCAAUCAAAUAACAGAUAUCUACUGGUAUUAAUAGUAUUGUCUAAAAUUAUAAUUUUGCGCU
Pogonomyrmex barbatus (red harvester ant) is the source of this 2884-nucleotide messenger RNA. RefSeq names its product aminopeptidase N-like. The record is from RefSeq and is a predicted model, not a curated record. Gene Ontology annotation, molecular function: metalloaminopeptidase activity; zinc ion binding; peptide binding. Gene Ontology annotation, biological process: peptide catabolic process; proteolysis. Gene Ontology annotation, cellular component: cytoplasm; membrane. NCBI's taxonomy places the organism in Eukaryota, Metazoa, Arthropoda, Insecta, Hymenoptera, Formicidae.